Molecule: messenger RNA, 1201 nt
Organism: Leptonychotes weddellii (Weddell seal)
Lineage: Eukaryota; Metazoa; Chordata; Mammalia; Carnivora; Phocidae
Source: RefSeq, a predicted model, not a curated record
AUUCAGGUCCAGACCCAGACAGACUUCAGUAAAUAUUCGCUGGAUGGAGGUAUCGAGCUAAGGCUUCCAGAUCUCUUUUGAGGGAAGAUGAAUGUUUCUGCCAGGAGAGUUUAACUGGAGGAUCUGGGUCUGGGCAGACUUGACCAUGGGAGCCAACACCUCAAGCAAACCACCAGUGUUUGAUGAAAAUGAGGAUGUCAACUUUGACCACUUUGAAAUUUUGCGAGCCAUUGGGAAAGGCAGUUUUGGGAAGGUCUGCAUCGUGCAGAAGAACGAUACCAAGAAGAUGUACGCAAUGAAGUACAUGAACAAACAAAAGUGCGUAGAGCGCAACGAAGUGAGAAAUGUCUUCAAGGAACUCCAGAUCAUGCAGGGUCUGGAGCAUCCUUUCCUGGUUAAUUUGUGGUACUCCUUCCAAGAUGAGGAGGAUAUGUUCAUGGUAGUCGACCUCCUGCUGGGCGGGGACCUGCGUUAUCACCUGCAGCAGAAUGUCCGUUUCCAGGAAGAUACUGUGAAGCUCUUCAUCUGUGAGCUGGCCAUGGCCUUGGACUACCUGCAGAGCCAGUGCAUCAUCCACAGGGAUAUGAAACCUGACAAUAUUUUGCUUGAUGAACAUGGGCACGUGCACAUCACAGACUUCAACGUCGCCGCGAUGCUGCCCAGGGAGACGCGGCUCACCACGGCGGCGGGCACCAAGCCUUACAUGGCGCCUGAAAUGUUCAACUCCAGAAGAGAAGCAGGCUAUUCCUUUGCUGUGGACUGGUGGUCCCUCGGAGUGACGGCGUAUGAACUCUUGAGAGGCCGGAGACCAUACCAUAUUCGCUCCAGCACCUCCAGCAAGGAAAUUGCACACAUGUUUGAGACAGCUAUUGUGACUUACCCCUCUGCCUGGUCACAGGAAAUGGUGUCACUACUUAAGAAGCUACUUGAGCCUAAUCCAGACCAACGAUUUUCUCACUUGUCUGAUGUUCAGAACUUCCCAUAUAUGAAUGACAUGAACUGGGAUGCGGUUUUGCAGAAGAGGCUCAUUCCAGGCUUUAUUCCUAAUAAAGGCAGGCUGAAUUGCGACCCCACCUUCGAACUCGAAGAAAUGAUUCUGGAGUCCAAACCUCUUCACAAGAAAAAGAAACGUCUGGCAAAGAAGGAGAAAGAGAGGAGGAAAUGUGAUUCCUCCCAGAAAUUCCAGUACAUUGUUGAAUAG